CGGAGCCGCGGGAAUACUCGGCUGUUUCGGGAUUAUUAUGGUGCUGAAGGACUUUCCAUCAGGAAUUAGCCAGACCGACGCUGCUCAGUGUUUUUCGAAGGAUCCUGGGUUUGUGCCUGGCGGCGGGGCAGGAGCUGCGGCGCAGGGAUGCUCUUCGCCUCUGGGGCAGCGGCGGUGGAAGUGCAGAGAGUCGGACACCUUACGGGCUUCAUGCCGCUCUGAAAAUACCUUUGGGCUUGUAGCUGUCUUGCUCUGCUUUGUGUGGAAUAUGCUUGAGCUUUCGCUGCAGCCAGGACUCCGUAAUCAUUGAUGCUACAGCUGUGAGUCUUCAGAGCUAGGUGGGAUUUAGUGCCUGGCUUAAGGCAGGAAUGAAGGCAGGUUUGGAUAGUGGCUCUUCAGCUUAAGCUGCUCUACCACCGAUGUGCUUUCCUGUAUGCUGCUUUUAUUUCUGCUUACAAAAUGCCAGAUGUCCGUGCAGUUUUAAGCCUUGUUCCUUGAGGAAAAUAAACCAUUCAAGAGGGAGUUAGCAAAAAUAUCCAAUAGGUUUUUGUUUUGAAAAUUGUUUGACUUGCUUGAUUUCCAUAUAAUUUAUCUGCAAGAGCCAAUUUAUGCAAGAAUAUCCAGUUACAGACCUGCCAAGGCUAUGAGAGAACGCAGCCAGCAGAGCCUCGGUGGACACGUCCUGUAUGUAGGGUUCUUCAGACAUCCAGGAAUGCUGCACAGGGCUAAGUACAGCCGAUUCAGGAAUGAUUCCAUCACCUCCCUAGAUGAAGGUACACAAAAUACUUCUUUAAAUAUCAAAGGUUCUUCCUCCUCUUCCCAUUCUUCAACACCCAAUUUACUGACAGAAGAUGUCUCCCUGGGGCCGCAGGACGCCUGCACCACGCUGUGCACGCUGAUCCCCCGGAUGGCCAACAUCAAACUCGCCAACCCCUCCAGUCUGCCGGGGCUGAAAAGCUUCUGCCUGGGAACCAAAGAGGUGCCACGAAUCAAACUCACCGAGUGUGUCACCAUCCCCAGCAGCCCGACCUCGCCUGAGAUCAGCUGCCUGUCAGCCUCGUACCCCCAGCCCGACCUGGACAAGCUGGUGCUGGCGCCGAGGCCAGCGGGGGAGUGCGCUGUGCGGGGAGCUGAGCAGGGCAGGCAGGACAGGGCCCUGGCACAGGGCAGUGACAGCACGUCCAGCCAGCAGCCAGGAGCCACCUACAGUGUGCGGUACAUGGGCUGUAUUGAAGUGCUGCAGUCAAUGAGAUCCCUGGACUUUGGCACACGAACACAAGUCACCAGGGAAGCAAUAAGCCGACUGUGUGAAGCUGUGUCGGGUACAAAUGGAGCUAUAAAAAAGCGUAAGCCUCCAGUGAAGUUUCUGUCUUCUGUACUUGGCAAAAGUAACCUUCAGUUUUCUGGCAUGAAUAUAAAGCUGACCAUUUCAACAAGCAGCCUCACUUUGAUUAAUGCUGACACGCAGCAGAUUAUUGCCAACCAUCACAUGCAGUCCAUCUCAUUUGCUUCUGGAGGUGACCCAGAUACAACAGACUACGUGGCAUAUGUAGCAAAAGACCCUGUUAAUCAGAGAGCGUGCCACAUCCUGGAAUGUCCCAAUGGGAUGGCACAGGAGGUGAUCAACACCAUAGGGCAGGCUUUUGAGCUCCGGUUCAGACAGUACCUGAAGAACCCAUCUAGCCUGGUUGCAUCCAAUGAAAGCGAGGCAGCAAAUGCUAAUGGAUCAGCUGGGAAUUCACAGGAGAGGGAGGAUCAUGAAUAUUACAACGAAAUUCCAGGGAAGGAGCCUCCCACCGGUGGAGUGUUAGACAUGCGAAUGAAAGGUCAGGCAGACCAAAGGGCUAAGUGUCCUGUCCAGUGCAAAAAGCAGUAUUGCUCAUGCUGCUCAGACAAUUUGACAGGCAGCCCAACCUUCAUCAAUAUAUAUGAAAAUUGUCCAGAAGAAAACAAAACUGUGGGUAAUUGUGAUGAGAGAUCACAGAAGACAAUAAAAGAGGCAACCUCAUUGAAACCUGCCUACAAAGCAGAUCUCUUUGACGAUCCCUGUUACAUCAACACCCAGUCCCUGCAGCCUGCAGCCUGCGCAGCCCGAGGUGCAGCAGCAGCACAGAUCCCUGGGAGCCCCCUGCGCCAGGCCAAGUUACCGGAACCUGUUCAGCAGAGUGCCACAAGCAACACAGCUGGUCUCUGUGUUCUGCCACAAAUAGAGCAACAGCUAAAGAAUGAAGAUUGUUACCAUGGCAAAUUGAACAGGAAAGCAGCAGAGAGCCUCUUAGUCAACGAUGGGGAUUUUCUGGUACGAGAGAGCACAACGUCACCUGGUCAGUAUGUCCUCAGUGGACUUCAGGGAGGGCAGGCAAAGCAUCUACUCUUGGUGGAUCCUGAGGGCAAGGUGAGAACCAAAGACCAUAUAUUUGAUAGUGUGGGUCAUCUUAUUCAGUAUCACAUGGAAAAUAAUUUGCCAAUCAUCUCUUCUGGAAGUGAAGUGAGCUUGAAGCAGCCUGUAAGGAAAGAGAGUAAUAUGGGACACAUGCAGUGUCACAAAUAAUCCCUUGGAUCUCACAAAUCCCAAGACAAUUCAUACCUGAACUUUCUAUUAUGAAGACAACUCAAAACAGUAUAGACUGCACUUUCUGCUGCUGUUCCAGAAGAA
Messenger RNA from Ficedula albicollis (Collared flycatcher), 2656 nucleotides. RefSeq names its product SHC (Src homology 2 domain containing) family member 4 (gene SHC4). The transcript has 13 exons. Gene Ontology annotation, biological process: intracellular signal transduction; cell surface receptor protein tyrosine kinase signaling pathway. NCBI's taxonomy places the organism in Eukaryota, Metazoa, Chordata, Aves, Passeriformes, Muscicapidae. Gene Ontology annotation, molecular function: receptor tyrosine kinase binding. The record is from RefSeq and is a predicted model, not a curated record. The coding region runs from base 644 to 2551 and encodes 635 amino acids. Gene Ontology annotation, cellular component: plasma membrane.